Molecule: messenger RNA, 3042 nt
Organism: Hevea brasiliensis (rubber tree)
Lineage: Eukaryota; Viridiplantae; Streptophyta; Magnoliopsida; Malpighiales; Euphorbiaceae
Product: disease resistance RPP13-like protein 4
Exons: 1
Coding region: 280-2820 (846 amino acids)
Biological process (GO): defense response to other organism
Molecular function (GO): ADP binding; protein binding
Source: RefSeq, a predicted model, not a curated record
GUUUUCUGCAAAGAUUAGAAGGAAAUUGGUAUAAUCAAUAUGAUCAAUGACUAUAGAGGGAAGAAAUUGAUCAUUUAGUAUAGGACCAAAAAGGACACAACAAUCUUUUAGGGGAGAAGGGACUUGAAUCGAGCAUGAUAUUUUAAGUAGAAACUCUAGCAAAUGAGUAAAAAAAGAUGCAUCAAGGGUGAAAGAACUGUUCAUCGAAUAUUAAAUAACUUAUUUUAAAUUAGGUAAACAGCUUUUGGCUGCUUCAUUUUACAGGUUAUAAACUGAGUGAUGGCGGAGGCUAUGAUUGAGGUCCUUGUAGAGCAAUUAAUUGAAGCCCUCAAGAAACAUGGUGAAUACAUGCUUGAAUUUCGAAGCCAGUUCAGUGAUAUGAAGGCACACCUUGACCUCAUGAAAUCCUUUCUCGUUGAUGCUUACAAGCUCAAAAGAAAGGAGGAAACAGUGAAGACAACCUUAAGUAUGCUCAGAGAACUGGUUUAUGAUGCAGAGGACAUAUUGACUGACUGCCUACUCAGAGCAGAAUAUCGGAAAGAAGGGUUUCACUUAAACAACUUCUCCCCACGUGAAUUGAUCUUCCAGUAUCGAACAGGGAAAAAGUUGAAAAACAUCAAUGAAAGAAUUGAAAAGAUGCAGAAGAUCUUGAAAUCCUACUUCAAGACAAUUGGACAACAGAGUGUCCAUGAUGACUGUGGUAGCAUAGGGAAGAGGUGGACAUCACCAGUUUAUGAUGAAUCUACAAUAGUUGGUUUAACAGAAGAUACAAAAAAGAUAAUUGGCUGGAUUCUUCCUGAAAACAGGAUAUUGCACCGAGUUGGGAUUGUGGGGAUGGGUGGUUUGGGCAAAACCACCAUAACUCAGAAGAUUUUUAACAACAGACAAGUUGUUGAUCGCUUUGAUAAGAGAAUUUGGGUCUCACUAUCUCAAAAUUUCAAUGAGGAAGAGAUCAUGAGGACCAUGUUAAAACAAUUGGGAGAAGAUGUAAAUGGACUGGAUAUGGCUCAAAUGCUGCCAAAGAUUAAGCAAGCACUUGAAAAUAGGAAUUAUCUGAUUGUAUUCGAUGAUGUUUGGAGCGCUGAAGGUUGGUGGGACAGAAUACGUGCUGGGCUACCAAAGAGGGAGGGCAAAAGUAGUGGCAUAAUAAUCACAACAAGAAUAGAAAAUGUUGCAACUGAAAUAGGGGUUGAGAAAGCACGAAUUCAUCAGCCCAGAAUUCUGAAUGAAGAAGAAAGUUGGGCUCUAUUCUGCAAAAUUGCAUUUGCAUCAGAUGAGGAAGCACAACAGCAUUCCGAGUUGGAGGAAGUGGGAAAAGAUAUAGUUAAAAAAUGUGGAGGACUUCCACUAGCUAUAAAGACCAUAGGAGGCUUACUGAAAUCAAAAACUCAAUCUACAGAAGUUUGGAGAAGGAUUUGUACCAAUUUCCAUGAUGUAGUGGCCACAAGAGAAAGCGGAAGCUCAGUCAUGGCUUCUUUACAACUUAGUUAUGAUGAGCUUCCUAUUCGCCUGAAGCAAUGUCUACUGUGCUUUUCCAUGUAUCCAGAGGACUCAGAGAUAUGGGCUGAGCAGUUAGCUCGUUGGUGGGUUGGAGAGGGUUUCGUUGAGGGAAAAGGCUCAAGAACUGCAAUGGAAUUGGCCUUCGACUAUCUAUCAGAGCUCAUCAGCAGAUGCCUAGUUGAAGUUGUGCAGCAAAGAGGUUAUGAUGGAAGAGUUUACAGUUGCAAGAUGCAUGAUCUGGUGAGGGAUUUGACCAUAAAAAUUGCCAGAGAGGAGGCAUUUUGCAACUUUGAUGAACAAGGCAGGCAAGGACUCUCAGCGCAAUCCCGGCGUUUGAGCUUUACGUGUGAAAUUGAUGUGAAGGCACUGAACAGAAAAUCAAAGCUCCGGACAAUGCUGAUAAUGACAAGCUCCCCAAUUCAACUCAACAGGAAUACUGGAUUGUUUACAAUUAAGUCCCUCAGGGUGUUGGAUUUCUCACAAAACAGAAUGGAAAAUAUUAGCAUGGAUGACCUAUUGAAUUGGAUCAGUUCCCUUGAACGCCUAGCAUAUCUGAAUUUAAGGGGGGUUUCUGCCCUAAAAGAACUGCCAUAUUCGAUUGGAAGGCUUCGCAACCUCCAGCUUUUGGUUUUGUCUGGAUGCAAUAAUCUGCAAAAACUGCCCUCGUCCAUUAUUGCCUUGCAGAAGCUGACGGUCUUGGAUAUAGGGUAUUGUCCCAUUCAACAAAUUCCCCAAGGAAUAGUAAGGCUCUCAAAUCUCCAAGAACUGUCUGGAUUCAAGUUAGUAGGCAGUGCUAACAAGGAUGCCUGUAGACUAAGGGAGCUCCAAAAUUUGUUUCAGCUCAGAAUACUAAGAAUAAAUAUAUGUGAUGAAAGUGAGAUUGAAGAAGAGGAACUGACAGUCCUAUUACGUCUCAAACAACUUAAGGUUUUAUCUAUUAACGCUGAAGGAUGUGAGAAAGAAGACAUUUUUCAGAAGCUGGAUAGACUAUCUCCUCCUCCACAUCUUGAAGAGUUGUACCUAAGGCACUACCAUGGCACAUUUCUGCCACAAUGGAUGAAUCCUGAAUCACUCUGUCAUUUGCAAUAUCUUUGCAUUGAAAAUGGAGACCUAAAUUCCCUGGGCCCCAGUUUUGAGGGUACAAAUGGCACCACUUGGAAGGUUGAGGGCCUAUGUCUGAAAUUCCUAGCAAGGUUGCAUGCAGAGUGGGAGAUGGUGCAGCGGGUGAUGCCACGAAUAAGGUAUGUGGAGGUUAGCCACUGUUACAUGUUGAAGUCAUUCCCUUGUAACAUCGACAAACUAGGGGUAUGGAGAAAAUAAGAGAAGCAAAUCAUUGGGCCAGGCAGGAAAUGAAGUUGGGAAGGAAGAUAGCUUUGACAUUAGAAAACCUCCAGAAGCUAGCAUCCUUAUGUUAUCUAUAGAUGGUUUUCCCUUUCUCUGGAAAUAAUACAUGGAGAUAGUUGCAUGUAAAAUACACCGAACUGUUCGAUGGGUUAGUUUUUUUACGGGUGGAAAACAUCUUUUAUUUUGCAGUUUCAUGUA